Olea europaea var. sylvestris is the source of this 721-nucleotide messenger RNA. Its product is annotated as nudix hydrolase 10-like. The transcript is spliced from 7 exons. The record is from RefSeq and is a predicted model, not a curated record. NCBI's taxonomy places the organism in Eukaryota, Viridiplantae, Streptophyta, Magnoliopsida, Lamiales, Oleaceae. Bases 124 to 666 code for a protein of 180 amino acids. Gene Ontology annotation, molecular function: NAD binding; NADH pyrophosphatase activity; ADP-ribose diphosphatase activity.
GGUCCGAGCUGGACCCACGCUAGUUUCUCUCUAUUUAAAUGCGAAUCUUUAUCAAUUAUUGGUCAAAGCAGUAACGGCAACAGUACUAAUACGAAGUUUUGGUGCUAUCUCUGCAAAAGUUUAAUGGGGCAAAAUGGUGUUGAAGAUGAAGUUCGAAAGUUUCGAGUGCUUCCUGCUUGUGAUGAUGAACAUGGGGGAGUCAUAGUCGAUAUGAAGGAGCCUAUGGGCCCCACUGUUUUUCAGGCAAUGCUGAAAGCUUCUCUUUCUCAGUGGAAGCUGGAGGGCAAGAAGGGUGCAUGGAUCAAACUACCAAUUGAGCUUGCUAAUCUUGUUGAAAUUGCAGUCAAGGAAGGAUUUUGGUAUCAUCAUGCAGAACCUCGGUACUUGAUGCUUGCAUACUGGAUUCCUGAAACUAAGAUUGCUAUCCCCGCAAAUGCUACGCACCAAGUUCGUAUUGGUGCUAUUGUCAUGAAUGAUAAAAGAGAGUUGCUAGUUGUCCAGGAAAAGGUAGGCAAAUUUCAGGGAACAGGUAUUUGGAAGAUCCCUACUGGUAUUCUUGAAGAGGGCGAGGAUAUUUUUGCAGGUGCAACAAGAGAAGUAAAAGAAGAAACAGGAGUAAGUAUUGAUCAUUCACAGUUUAGAUCCAUACGGAAUUUGUUGAUGUGAUAGCAUUCAGGUACAAAUUAUUAGUUAAAUAUGACUAAAGGUCUAUUUGGCAUAA